UUCUGCUGGUCCUGCUUCUCUAAUAUUAUAUAACCCCAAAAGUAGAGAGAUCUUCAAGCCUAAAGCCUUCCUCUCUGGCUCUGGGAUUCUUUUCCGUCAUAUAAUCCCCUAAACCAAAUGAUCACUGAAACCCCAAAAAAUACCACCACCACCACCACAAAUUUCAUCCCAAGAUGUUUACCACAAGUCCUGAUCAUCUUCCCCAUAAUAAGAGUCUCGAAAUUAAGCAAGAUGACAAGUUCUUUUCCAGGCUUUUAUCUAAGGAAAACUCUGUCGCCAAUCCUUCUUUCAGGGUCUCUGUCGCCAAUCCUUCUUUCAGGGUCUACUAUGGCGGACUACCCGGUGCUGUCCCUUUCAUGUGGGAGUCUCAGCCUGGGACACCCAAAUACACAUUCUCUGAUACAUCCAUUCCUCCUCUCACUCCUCCUCCAUCAUACUACUCCAACUCCAACUCCAAACCCAUCAAGAAUAAGCACUCAAGAUCUGGUCUUUUCCAGGCAUUAUUCCCAAAGAUGAUCAGUUUGAAGAAAACCAGCAGUCUAGUGCCUACAUCACCUCCUCCUCCUCCUUCUUCUUCACCAAUGUUUCUUGCAAUAAGACCCAAAAAAUACCAGAAGAGGAGUCGAUUUUUUACCCCAGAUGAUGAAGCUGAUACUGCAGCCAUUGGGUCACCAACUUCCACUCUAUGUUCCGAUAUUGGUAGGGGGAAGUAUCGGUAAGCUUCGUGGAUGAUACGGCUGCUGAACAUAUAUCCUCAGCUGUUUAACAUGUAUCUGAGUAAACAUACAGAUUUGGUGGAUGAGAAUCUCUCUCACGUUUGUGUUCAUUUACUUUGUAAUUGCAACCAUCUAGGAAUGUAUUUUAGUUGGUCUAUGGUUAGUUAAAGCUGUGAAAACACCCAAAACUGCAGAAUUUAUGGUACUAAAUCAUUUACUAUUGCCGAAAAAAAUUAGUUGUAAUUUUCUCAGUUGUGUCUUACUGUUAAUAAAUAUGUUUUCGUUAAUAAUAGAUA
Gossypium raimondii (Peruvian cotton) is the source of this 1012-nucleotide messenger RNA. RefSeq lists its product as uncharacterized. Bases 174 to 719 code for a protein of 181 amino acids. NCBI's taxonomy places the organism in Eukaryota, Viridiplantae, Streptophyta, Magnoliopsida, Malvales, Malvaceae. The transcript has a single exon. The record is from RefSeq and is a predicted model, not a curated record.